This is a messenger RNA of Aureococcus anophagefferens, 897 nucleotides long. RefSeq lists its product as hypothetical. Gene Ontology annotation, molecular function: chromatin binding; histone binding. Lineage: Eukaryota; Pelagophyceae; Pelagomonadales; Pelagomonadaceae. The coding region runs from base 1 to 897 and encodes 298 amino acids. The transcript has a single exon. Gene Ontology annotation, cellular component: nucleus; chromatin. The record is from RefSeq and is a predicted model, not a curated record. Gene Ontology annotation, biological process: nucleosome assembly.
AUGGCGGGCCCGCCGCUGCCCAAGGAGGUGCUCCAGCGCGUGCUGGGCCUCAAGGCCCUCGAGGAGCAGCGCGAGGCGCAGAUGAAGGCGUACCUCGUCGAGCGCGCGGCGCUCGAGCAAAAGUACAAGGCGCUGAUCGACCCCAUCUACGGCGAGCGGUCGAAGAUCGUGCGCGGCGAGCUCGAGCCGGCGCUGAGCGAGGAGGACCGCGCGACCGUGGAGCAGGCGGGGACGACGACGGACGAGGCCGACGGCCCGAUCGUGGGAGUGCCCGACUUCUGGCUCUCCGCGCUGGGCCGCAACGAGGCCUUCGAGCACUUCCUCGAGGAGCCCGACGUCGCCGCGCUCAAGUACUUGGUGGACGUGCGCUGCGCCGACUUCGAGGAUCUGACCGGCUUCACGGUCGAGUUCGAGUUCGCCGAGAACCCGUUCUUCUCCGACUCCGUGCUCACCAAGUCCUACGCGAUCCCGAACCUCGUCGACGCCAACGGCCAGCCGGAGCUCGAGAAGAUCACGGGCUGCGAGAUCGCGUGGAAGGACGCCAAGGACAACCUGUGCGUCCACGAGGUGAAGAAGAAGCAGAAGUCGAAGCGCGGCAAGAACGCGGGCCAGACGCGCGUCGUCGCCAAGCUCGAGGACAAGCCCUCCUUCUUCCACUUCUUCAAAUCCAUCAAGCUCCCCAGCGCCGACGACGACGACGAGGACGAGGGCGACGGCGAGGAGUUCGACGACGCGGCCCGCGACAAGAUCGACAACGACGUCGAGCUCGCCUUCGCGCUCCGGAACCAGAUCGUGCCCCACGCCGUCCUCUGGUUCACGGGCGAGGCCUGCGACGACGACGACGACGAGGACUACGACUACGACGACGAGGAGGGGUCCGACGACGAGGAGGACUAG